UACAUUGAGCAUAAGUUCACAUCCAGCAUUCAAAGCUAGAAGAAGUGAGAAAUUCCCAGUCAGAAGAAUUUUUAAUAAAUCCCAAAGAAUCUCAAGUGAAAAUGAUCUCAUCAGUGAAAGUUGCAAUCCUGUUGGCCUGUGUGGCUGUAUCCUGUGCUUACUCCUUUGAGUAUCCUGUCGAACUGGAGGAUGCAGUUGAGGAGCUCUCUCCGUGGGAUGUUGCUGUGGAACCCAUGUACAUUCUGCCUCUGCCAUUGGCCAAACAACGCGUCAGGCGUCAGACAAUCUUCGGUGGAGUAACUCCUGGAAAUCCUGGAGGUGUCCAGGGAACCGUUGGAGCUCGUGGCACACUGUUUGAGAACAAUGGACAUCGUCUCGAUGGGCAUGGCAGUGUCUCUCGCAAUUGGCACCCAACUGGACCCACAACUAUUGGCGGUGGGCUCGACUACACAGGACCCAGAGGAUCAGCCUCAGUCAGUGCACAGCAUCAGCAUCGUUUUGGAACAACAAUUGGUGCUGAAGGACGCGCCAAUCUCUACAGGAGCCCCAAUGGGAUGACUUCUGUGGAUGCCCAUGGAUCCUACCAGCGCCACUUUGGAGGACCCUUCGGAACAUCAAGGCCCAACUACAACGUUGGACUUGGUCUUUCUCAUCGCUUCUAAGCAGAGAAUUGAUCAUUUUCAAUAUACUGCCGCAGCUUAGAAAUUUAAGAAAAAUCAGGGAUUUUUUUUUGGCUUUUUUAAGAAUUUGUAAAAAAUUGUAAAUUAUUUUUUUUAGUAAAAUAAACUUUAUUCACAACUCUUUUUGUAACAAA
Molecule: messenger RNA, 814 nt
Organism: Lutzomyia longipalpis
Lineage: Eukaryota; Metazoa; Arthropoda; Insecta; Diptera; Psychodidae
Product: attacin-B-like
Exons: 1
Coding region: 102-662 (186 amino acids)
Biological process (GO): defense response to bacterium
Cellular component (GO): extracellular region
Source: RefSeq, a predicted model, not a curated record